CUGCUGACUGCUCCUUUCUUCUUUUUCACCUUUUCACUUCAUAUUGAGACCAGAAUUCAACUCAUUUUGACCUGAAAACACUUCAGUCCUUCAAAGGACACGUGAUUUCUCUGAAAGAGGAAGAACCCAUUUCCUCACAUUUCCACCACAGGUUUGUCAGAGCUGGACGUUAGAAAGGAGACAGACUGAAGGACGAGACCAGCAAAGAGCAGCUUCUGGAAGAGAAGUCCAACAUCUCACCUGAAUCAAACAUGUCAGCUCCUCACCGUGGUCUUUCCAGGGACUCUAUGAACACAGAGUGAAAGAUCAGUGAGAUAAGUCAGACUCGUCACGAGGUCAAAGAUGAGCUCACCUCCAGAAGUCCUCCUGGGAAUUCUGAAAGACUUGGAAGAUAAAGACUUUAAAGAUUUCAAGUGGUAUUUGUGGCGAGAUGGAGUUCUUGAAGGGUUCAAACCAAUCCCAAAGAGUGACCUGCAGACAUUGGACAGGGGGGACACAGUGGAUAAGAUUCUCAACACCUACAGUGAUCGCACUCUUGAAGUCACUGAAAUGGUUUUAGAGAAAAUGCAGAUGAAGAGUCUAUGGGAGAAACACUGCAAAAACCUCUCAAAACCUGCAGGUGUGUGCUCUGCUGUGGAUCAGAGUGAGGACAGACAGGACAGAGUCUGUCCCUCUAAAAGGACACUCAGUGGAGAACAUGAGAACCUGACCAAGGCUAAAAGGCAGCAGAAGAGAGCAGACUCUCCUGGAUCUGGAUCUGGAUGCGGACCCAAACCUGGGCCUGAACCUGGUCCCAGCUGUGUGUCCAUGAAGAGUGACCUGCCCCAUGAUACAUCUGUAGAUUCCAGAGGAUCUCACGUCAGCCAGCAGAGCUCCCAGGUUCUCCAUGGAGGCUCCACCCCUCAGCAUCAAACACAUCUGGACUCCAUCUUUAUGAUGCUGGAGGACAACAUGGUGACUUUCAUGAAGGAGGAGCUGAAGAAGAUGAAGAAGCUCCUGAGUCCAGAUUACCCAGCAAGCUCAGAGAGUGAGAGGGAGGAUGAGGGUGAAGAGCAGAGGAGCAGCAGAGAGUCAUUUCUGAGGAUGACACUGAACUUCCUGAGGAGGAUGAAGCAGGAGGAGCUGGCUCAGUGUCUGUGGAGCAGAGUCUGCCAAAAGAAGCUGAAAUGUGGUCUGGAAAAGAGGUUCCAGUGUGUGUUUGAGGGGAUCCUCAGACAAGGAGUGUCCACCCUCCUGAACCAGAUCUACACAGAGCUCCACAUCACAGAUGAAGGGACUGCAGGGAUCAAUCAGGAACAUGAGGUCAGACAGAUUGAAACAGAAUCCAGGACAGCAGACAGAAGUGUAGAAACAAGCAUCAGACCACGAGACAUCUUUAAAGCCCCACCUGGAAGAUCUCAACCAAUCAGAACGGUGCUGACAAAGGGAGUAGCUGGCAUUGGGAAAACAGUCCUGACACAGAAGUUCACUCUGGACUGGGCUGAAGACAAAGACAACCAGGACAUCCACUUCAUAUUUCCAUUCACCUUCAGAGAGCUGAAUGUAGUGAAGGAGAGGAAGUUCAGCUUGGUGGGACUUGUUCAUCACUUCUUCAAUGAAGCCAAAAAGGCAGGAAUCUGCAGCUUUGAAGAAUUCCAGGUGAUCUUCAUCUUUGAUGGUCUGGAUGAGUGUCGACUCCCUCUGAAGUUUCGUCGAGCUGAGAUCCUGACUGAUGUAACAGAGUCCACCUCAGUGGAUGUUCUGCUGAUAAACCUCAUCAGGGGGAAACUGCUUCCCUCUGCUCGCCUCUGGAUCACCACACGACCUGCAGCAGCCAAUCAGAUCCCUGUUGACUGUGUGGACAUGGUGACAGAGGUCCGAGGGUUCACCGACCCCCAGAAGGAGGAGUACUUCAGGAGGAGGUUCAGAAACCAAGAGCAGGCCAGCAGGAUCAUCUCCCACAUCAAGAAAUCACGAAGCCUCCGCAUCAUGUGCCACAUCCCGGUCUUCUGCUGGAUCACUGCUACAGUUCUGGAGAAGCAGAGCAGAGAGGGAGGAGAGCUGCCCAAGACCCUGACUCAGAUGUACAUCCGCCACCUGGUGGUCCAGGUUGAAAUGAACAAGAUCGAGUAUGAUGAAGACCUUGACGCAGAUGAAACCUGGAGUCCAGAGAGCAGGGAGAUGAUAGAGUCUCUGGGAAAACUGGCUUUUGAGGAGCUGCAGAAAGGAAACCUGAUCUUCUAUGAACCCGACCUGACAGAGUGUGGCAUCGAUCUCAGAGCAGCCUCAGUGUACUCAGGAAUGUUCACACAGAUCUUUAAAAAGGAGAAAGGCCACCAGAAGUCUUUGUUCUGCUUUAUCCAUCUGAGCCUUCAGGAGUUUCUGGCUGCUCUUCAUGUCCAUCAGACCUUCAUCAACUCUGGAAUCAACCUGCUGGAAGAGAAACAAACAACCAUUCAACAAUCUCCACAACAGCCUCAGCUCCACCAUCUCCAUCAGAGAGCAGUGGACGAGGCCUUGAAGAGUCCAAAUGGACACCUGGACUUGUUCCUCCGCUUCCUCCUGGGUCUUUCACUGGAGACCAAUCAGAGUCUCCUUCGAGGUCUGCUGACACAGACUGGAAGUAGCUCACAGGCCAAUCAGGAAACAGUCCAGUACAUCAAGAAGAAGCUGAGUGAGAGUCUGUCUGCAGAGAGAAGCAUCAAUCUGUUCCACUGUCUGAAUGAACUGAAUGAUGGUUCUCUGGUGGAGCAGAUCCAACGGUACCUGAGAUCAGGACAUCUCGACACAGAUGAACUGUCUCCUGCUGAGUGGUCAGCUCUGGUCUUCGUCUUACUGUCAUCAGAAAAAGAUCUGAAGGAGUUUGACCUGAAGAAAUACUCUGCUUCAGAGGAGGCUCUUCUGAACCUGCUGCCAGUGGUCAAAGCCUCCAACAAAGCUCUGUUGAGCGGCUGUGGUCUGUCAGAGAGAAGCUGUGGAGCUCUGUCCUCAGUUCUCAGCUCUCAGUCCUCCAGUCUGACACAUCUGGACCUGAGUAACAACGAGCUGCAGGAUUCAGGAGUGAAGCUUCUGUCUCUUGGACUGGAGAGUCCUCACUGUAAACUGGAAGCUCUCAGUCUGUCAGGGUGUCUGGUCUCAGAGGAAGGCUGUGCUUCUCUGGUCUCAGCUGUGAGAUCCAAGUCCUCCCAUCUAACAGAGCUGGACCUGAGCUACAACCAUCCAGGAGACUCAGGAGUGAAGGAACUGUCAGCGGCAGUGGAGGAUCCACACUGCUCACUGGAGACUCUCAGGUUGAGCUGCUGUGGUCUGUCAGAGAGAAGCUGUGGAGCUCUGUCCUCAGUUCUCAGCUCUCAGUCCUCCAGUCUGACACAUCUGGACCUGAGUAACAACGACCUGCAGGACUCAGGAGUGAAGCUGAUUUCUGCUGGACUGGAGAGUUCUCACUGUAAACUGGAAGCUCUCAGUCUGUCAGGGUGUCUGGUCUCAGAGGAAGGCUGUGCUUCUCUGGUCUCAGCUGUGAGAUCCAAGUCCUCCCAUCUGACAGAGCUGGACCUGAGCUACAACCAUCCAGGAGACUCAGGAGUGAAGGAGCUGUCAGCGGCAGUGGAGGAUCCACACUGCUCACUGGAGACUCUCAGGGUGGACCAUGGUGGACAGCAGAGGCUCAAACCUGGUCUGAGGAAGUAUUUCACCCAACUUGAACUGGAUGAAAACUCCAUGAGCAGAAAGCUCACACUGUCCAACAACAACAGGAAGGUGACAUAUGUGAAGGAAAAGCAGCCAUAUCCUGAUCAUCCAGACAGAUUUCAUGUCUUCCAGCUGCUGGGUAGAAAUGAUCUGAGAGAUCGAUGCUACUGGGAGGUCGAGUGGAGCGGAGAUGUUAAAAUAUCAGUGAGUUACAGAGGAAUCAGGAGGAAAGGAGUCAGUGAUGAGGUUGUGUUCGGAUGCAAUCAUCAGUCCUGGAGUCUGGAGUGUUCUGGUGGAGGUUACUAUGUCCGACACAAUAAGACAGUAACAUCCAUCUCCUCCUCCUCCUCCUCCUCCUCCUCCUCCUCCUGGUCUGGUAGAGUAGCAGUGUAUGUGGACUGUCCUGCUGGCUCUCUGUCCUUCUUCAGAGUCUCCUCUGACUCUCUGAUCCCCCUCUACACCUUCAACACCACAUUCACUCAACCUCUCUAUGCUGGAUUUGGACUCUGGUCCCCUGGUUCAGUGAUUCUGUGUGAUCUGUAGGAAGGCCGGUCUCUGUCUCUGACAGCAGGAAGGAGGAGCAGCCAGUCAGAAAGUGGGAGGGGUUUAUUACGUCACUGACUGCCAAUGACGUCUUUAGACGUCAAUCUAAUUCCUAUCUCUGGCUGACAUUUAUGUCUUUAGACUUUAAUUGUAUUUUUUCAUGUUUUUCUUUUUUUUUUA
This is a messenger RNA of Salarias fasciatus (jewelled blenny), 4389 nucleotides long. RefSeq names its product NACHT, LRR and PYD domains-containing protein 3-like. Lineage: Eukaryota; Metazoa; Chordata; Actinopteri; Blenniiformes; Blenniidae. Gene Ontology annotation, molecular function: protein binding. The record is from RefSeq and is a predicted model, not a curated record. Bases 343 to 4209 code for a protein of 1288 amino acids. The transcript is spliced from 15 exons.